AUGGCAGUUUUAGAAACGACCAAAGGAGGCUACUACCUCUGGAACUACUUGCCUUCGGUUCCCGCGGCCGUCAUAUUUCUUUUGUUAUUCCUUGUCAUGACCUCCUUGAUCUCGUGGCGCAUGUUCAAAACGAAGACAUGGUUUUGCAUUCCGCUUGUCAUUGGGGGUUUUUUCGAGUUUGCUGGCUACUGCGCGCGAGCUUCCGCUCACAACAAGACCGGUAAAAUUAUGCCUUACGCCGUCCAAAAUUUCUACAUCCUUCUGGGCCCGACGCUGUUCGCAGCAUCCAUCUACAUGUGCCUAGGACGCAUCAUCCGAGGAGUCCGGGCCGACCAUCACUCCCUGAUUCAGCCACGAAAACUGACGAGAACAUUUGUUACGGGGGACGUCCUCUCACUUGUUGUGCAAGGCGGCGCUGCCGGACUCAUGGUCACCGGCAAGAACGCGUCGCUUGGGGAGGGCAUUGUGAUCGCGGGACUCCUCAUUCAGAUCAUCAUGUUCGGAGUUUUUGCCGCAACGGCAACCGUGUUCCAGAAGCGCAUCAACCGCAAUCCCACACCUGAGUCUGGCAUGGCUGGCGCGCCGUGGAAGAAGAGUAUGCGCAUGCUUUUCAUUGUGAGCUCUCUGAUCAUGAUACGAUCACUCUUCCGUGUCGUUGAAUUCGCCAUGGGCAACAGCGGAUACCCCCUCAAGCACGAGUGGACACUAUACGUGUUCGACUCGGUACUCAUGGUAACGGUCAUGGUCGUGUACCACCUCUGGUAUCCGACAUGGAUUGUGGAGGGAAAGCCCGACGUCGAAGCCUACGGCAUCUAAAUGCCAAUACGUUCUUGGCACGUGGACGCGUUUCAAUUUUUCUUUUGCCUUCUUAUAGGAAAUAUUGUAAUUUGUCUUGAACCCUCGUGGAAGGAUGGG
This is a messenger RNA of Truncatella angustata, 915 nucleotides long. RefSeq names its product RTA1 like protein-domain-containing protein. The transcript is spliced from 2 exons. Bases 1 to 816 code for a protein of 271 amino acids. Gene Ontology annotation, cellular component: membrane. The record is from RefSeq and is a predicted model, not a curated record. NCBI's taxonomy places the organism in Eukaryota, Fungi, Ascomycota, Sordariomycetes, Amphisphaeriales, Sporocadaceae.